AUGACUGAGACAUGGUUACGUGAGGAUGAUAAUGAAUUUUCUAUUGCUGAAAUCUGCCCAACGGGGUAUCACUUUUAUCACGUUACAAGGAAAAAUGCACGAGGUGGAGGAGUUGGUCUCUUACUGAAGAAAUAUAUUAAAGUGAAAAAACAAUCUCAGAGAAAAUUCUCUUCUUUUGAAUAUAUUGAUGUCACCUUGAACUGCCGUAAUACCUGCACCAGAAUGAUUGUCAUUUAUAGACCACCCCCAUCGAAGACUAAUAAAUUAAGCAGCUCAAUAUUUUUGAUCAUAUUACCUGGCAAUAUAUUAAUGGCAGGAGACUUUAAUUUUUAUAUAGAUAACAUUGGAGAUUCAGCUACUAUUAAGGAAUCGUUUAAUUUACAACAGCACGUCAAUGGGCCAACCCACAAGAAAGGCCACACCUUAGACUUGAUUAUAACAAGGAAUGAAGAUAAAUUAGUGACUGGUAUCAGAAUACAUGAUCCAGUAAUAUCAGAUCAUCUUGCCAUACAUUGUACAUUACAGUUAGAGAAACCACCAUUAGAACAAGCUGAAAUUUAUUAUCGAAAAUUAAACAAUGUAAACAUGGAUAGUUUCAAUGAAGAUAUAAAAGUACUAGAUUUAAAUGACGAUUAUGAUCUUUCAGUCCUUAUUGAUAAAUAUGAAAAUACGUUGAAAGAAACAUUACAGCAGCAUGCUCCACAAAAACGACGAAUUAUAACUCCUUUAUCACCAUGGUACAAUGAGGAGAUUGGUCAAGAAAAAAGAAAUCGCAGGAAACUAGAGCGCCGCUGGCGCGCAUCUGGACUAUGUAUUGACAGACAGUUAUAUGUCAAACAAUGUGAGAGAGUGAAUGCCAUGAUAAAGAAUGCUAAGACAACAUACUACUCAUCGGUUAUUUCCAGUAAUGCACAUAAUCAGAAAGUGUUAUUUAGUACGGUUGAUAAAUUACUCCAUCGAAAGCCAGAAAAGCGCUAUCCAACUGCGUCAUCAACGACUGAACUCGUGAAUAAAUUUGCAGAUUUCUUCAGUAAUAAGAUUGCUAUUAUAUGGAAAGAACUAGCCAUUGAUUCUUCCCACUGUAAUCAGCGAAAUCAAGAGGAACAAUAUGCACAAUGCGUUAAAUUCAUUAACUUUCAAGAAGUCACGGAACAUGAGAUUGAAAAUGUUAUUGAUAAAGUUGGUAAAAAAUCUUGUGAACUUGAUCCAGUUCCCGCAAAAAUCUUUCAAGGUUGUCAGAAGACUCUCUUACCUAUAAUUACUAAGAUCAGUAAUAAGUCACUUCAGUCAGGUUGUAUGCCUGAGAAACUAAAAGAAGCCGUGUUGAAACCAAAACUAAAGAAAGAUUCGCUGGAGUACGAAGAAUACACAAAUUUCCGACCUAUUUCAAAUUUAAAAUUCCUGUCUAAAGUAAUUGAGAAGGUUGCUGCCGGUCAGCUUCUGGAACACUUGGCUAAUAACAACUUAGAAGAACCCUUCCAGUCGGCAUAUAAACGUUUUCAUAGUGCAGAAACAACCCUAUUAAAAGUACAAAACGAUAUUCUUGUAGCCAUUGAUAAUCGUAAGUGUGUGGUGUUGCUAUUACUAGAUAUGUCAGCAGCAUUCGAUACUGUUGAUCACGAACUUUUACUACAACGAAUGUUCAAAAGAUUUGGGAUAGAUGGGCAAGUGUUGAAAUGGUUUCAGUCCUAUCUUCAGAAUAGAACGCAAAGUGUAGUGAUUGACGGUGUUAAAUCUAUCUCUAAAGACUUGCGCUGUGGAGUCCCACAAGGAUCAGUUCUCGGCCCUAUACUAUAUUUAGUAUACACUUCACCCCUUGGUGAUAUCAUCAAAGGUCAUGGUCUUGAUUUUCACUUUUAUGCAGAUGACUCGCAAUUAUAUCUCGCUUUUGAGUCAACCACUGAAGGAAAAGCGGGAGCACUGGUACAAAUCGAAAUGUGUGUAAGGGAGAUUGAUUUGUGGAUGGUCAAAAAUAAAUUAAAAUUGAAUGGGGACAAGACUGAGUUACUAGUAAUCAAUGCACGAAAUCGUUUAUGCCCUGCUGUACACCAUAUAGAAAUAUCUAAGUCAAUAGUUCAACCAAGUAUUUCAGCACGAAACAUCGGUGUAACCUUCGAUCAACACAUGUCCAUGGAUAAACAUAUUACCAAGAUUUGCAAGAACUGUUUUUUCCAUUUGAGAAAAAUAGCAAGAAUAAAAGAGUACUUAUCAAAAUCAGAUAUCCAAACCCUAGUUCAUGCCUUUAUUACAUCGAAACUAGAUAAUUGCAACUCUUUGCUAUACGGACUAUACCUAAAUUUCUUAUAGAUCGAUUACAGAAUGUGCAAAACUGUGCUGCUCGUCUGGUGACAGGAAGCAGAAAAUACGACCAUGUUACUCCAUUAAUGAAACAAUUACAUUGGCUCCCCAUCAGUCAACGCAUCAUCUAUAAAAUUGUUCUUAUCACGUAUAAAUCUCUGAAUGGCUCAGCUCCACAUUACAUUAAUAAUAUGCUAAAACCUUACACACCAUCAGCAAAUUUACGCUCUUCAUCCAAAGGAUUGCUUACCAUACCUUCAGUAAAACUAGUGAACUAUGGUGAACGAUCGUUCUCAUAUGCUGCACCGAAACUGUGGAACGAACUGCCAGAGUAUAUUAGAAAGAGUGAGACCUUGCCUAUUUUUAAAACCAGAUUAAAGACACAUCUUUUUAAACAGUAUUAUGACUAAGUUAUUAUUUUAACAAGAUUAUUAGCAAUUUUAUAGUAUUCUAUAUAGUUGUUGUUUUAAUAUUAUCGACAUACAUAACAUAAAGUAAUUUUAUAUUCUUAACGAGAAGAGCAUAUAAUUAUUUUUUAGUAAUUUUAUAGUAUAGUAAUUUUAGUAGUCAAUGCAUGCACUAUGUUCUAACACUUAGUAUAUAUUUUUAACACUUGAUGUUAAGCGCUAUUGAGCUAUGGGAAAUGGCGCUAUAUAAAUGAAUUAUAAUAAUAAUAAUAAUAAUUAUUUUGGAAGCAAAUACGCAUGCGCAACUCAGCCAAACUCGCACUGCGCACGCGCAGACUAUAAAAAUAGAUUCUCACUGGGGUUUCCCGAUUUCCUCCGCAAAAACAACAAAAUAAAAUCACGGAAUACUGAUCAAACCUUGUAAUAUAAAUACACCCGCAUUAAAUAUUGUUAAAAACACAUUGUAUAUUUUGCUUGCUCAUAUGCUAAAUCACUUCAAUUCAUUGGCUAUUGUUUCAAAAUACCGUUUUAACGUUUAAUUCUACUUUAUAUUAACAUCCUAAUUCAAUACAAAUUUGUGCGAGGUAAAAAACCCACCUGUAUCAAACAGGACGGAGAAUAAAAAAUAUAUAUGCAUACGAUUCACACGAUCAAGGAACAAAUGAAAUAUUUCGCUAAACUUAAAGCCUUGGCCAAACGUAAGAAACAAUGUCGCGGAAAUAUUCGUGAUUUUUAAUUGGCUUUGAUUGCAGACGCAAAAUUUGCUUCCCAGAAAGCAAAUUAUUUCCUAACAAAUUCAGAUUUCAGAAGCAUUUUAUGAAACACUCUUUAUCCGUUUGCCGACGCUUAUAAGACAAUAUGACAUACCGAAAGAUUGGAAAGACAAAUAAUAUGACAACAGUGUUUCCCAGUUCGUCCCGGGCUUUAAGGGAUAUUAAUAUAAACUCGAAAUUCAUCAUAAAAAAAGAUAAAUUGGGAGGAAAUAUAAAAUUCAUUAACAUUUACAAAACAUUAUAGCUAUCUAUAAUUGAAAGAAAUGUUUUCUGAACCCAGAUUUCCAUCAGAGCAAUAAAAUCCCACUUAUUGGAUCCUGGCCAAGGGCUUGCAUGCUCAAAACGAGAUUGCAUGUAUUCUGCAAUAAGCUGUCCUGGCUUUUGUCUGGUAAAGUUCUACUUCUCGUAUUUGAACUAUUUCAUGCAUUAUAUUUAUAUUGUUUCAUAAGUUGGUAUUUAGCCACUAUCUAGAAUAACAAGGAACGAUUCAGCCUGGUUUUUCGUGUCCAUACUAGUUGACGUUUUCUUAUAGAUUUGCUGCUGUGAGUUUCAGCUCCUCCACCAGGGUGCGUUUUAGCUUCUCAGACAUGACCAUACUGUUAACUCUGUCCAUGAGAGGGAUAUAUGUGUUGAUAAUAUAAAUACUGUGGAUCCGAAUGAGAAUAUCGAAUAAGUAAAUAAAUACUGAUCUACUCAACUGAUAAUACCUACAUGAAUUACCAUCAUUGUUCACCUCAAAUCAUUAAUAGUUCAUGAGCAAAUUAGCCAACCUUAUUGCUUAUUUUGCUUACAUGAUAAUACUAGAUACUUUAUGAAGUAUAUUGAUCCUGUAGUGUCCUUGGACUGGAUUAAAAUUAAUUCAGUCCUUGGACUGGAUCAAAAUUAAUUAAGUAGACAUUACCGGAUUUAUUCGUACAUGAGAUGUCAUUUCAGUCAAAUCCUCCAAUUCGGACUGGACUAGAUUUCAAGUCCUCACAUUUUGAUCCAGUCCUCUGAUUGGCCUCGGACGUGAUCAAAUUGUGUGGACUUGAAAUCUAGUCCAGUCCUCAUAGUCGGAUUUGAAAUAUUAUCCUUUGUCAAAUCAGAUGCCAAUGGUGGCCAAGGAAGAUUCAGUUUUGGUAUUUCUUGCAACUUAAACAAUGGUACAGCUCUCAUCAUCAAAGUCCUCAUCAUUGUUUUCAGACUUAGGGCCUGUUUAUAUAGAAGCUGGGCUGGCCUGUUAAGCAAGACAGCCCGGUUUUAAAGCAAGAUCUCGCUGUGUAGUUAUUUUUAUAGUAAAAAUUAUCAUGCGUUUAUAUGGACAAGCGGGCUGGCCCGGUUGCCGAGAUCUCGUUUGAAAGAGGCUACUCAGGCUAGAUCUCGCUUACUGGAAUGGAAAUUUCUCCAUAUAAACAUUUACAAGCGGGCUAUCCCGGUUGCUGGGAUGAAAGUUAAAAAAUACCGCCGCAAGCUAUUUUUAACAACUGUCAAAACAAUACAAUGUAACAAAAUUGUCCUGGCAAGCGGGAUGAAAGUUUCUCAUAUAAACACAAGAGAAAUUCAUCCCGCUUACCGGGCUGCCUCGCUAAGCGGGCCAGCCCGGCUUCCACAUAAACAGGCCCUUAAUUGACAUAUGUUCCUCAACCAAUUCAGAAGAAUCCAAAUUUUCCACAUAUACAAUCUCACUAACAUUUCUCAUUUUCGGUACACAGAACACAAGUUGGGGAUAACUUUUCAUCAGUCGUUGCUUGAGUUUAAAAGCUCUAUAUCUAGAUGCAUCCACAUUCUCAGUGUCCUUAGCAAUGAUAACAAAUUUCUCCAGCAAAUCUUUCAUAUACUUUAUUUGCUUAUUUCCGAUGACCUCCAUCUCAAUUACUUUCUUACAGAAUACAUCAUAAGACUCUCGUACACUGAUACUCUCGUUGCUUCUUCGUCUCUCUGGCGAAAAAUAUUGUAUAAUUGCAGUAGCAAACUUUGUGAUAGCGGAUUUCCAGAGCUACACAGUCUUUCCCCUGGAUUUGCAUGAGUAUCUGUUGAUCAUUCUUUCUCUCGGCAGCUGUACGUAGAAGACCAGCAUCAAUUGUUUCUGCCAAGAUGAGUGGGGUUCUUCUUCUCUUCUUAGUUACCUGGUGUGAAACAAAAUAAAUUAUUAAACUAAAUAUCUGCUAAUAACAAGGUUUGAUGUUUGUAGCAUAGAAACUACUUUACCCUAUAUAAACUAAAUUGAUCACAAUUCAAUAUAUUAUAAAACCAAACCUGAGAAUGUUGUGCACAUUGCGCUAGUAUUAUACCUAUCAAAAUACCAUACCUUGUCUAGUGAGAACCAUGAGGCGUCCUUCCACAAAUAUUACAUAUCUCUGGGAGUACAUGCGCGUUUCUUUUAGGCAGGGCCUUUAUAUUUAUAGCUUCUGCGACUGAUUGGCGUGUAUUAAUUUUUCGCCUUGGUUAUAUUGCCUCCACAGGUUCCACGUGUGAUUCUUCGGUAGAAAUUAUAGUUUUAGAGCUAGUUCCUUCUGCUUUUUCUUCUUUUCUCUGUUAUCUACGGAUCUUCGGUUCAUCACAAAAUCUCUUCCAGCAUUUCAUAUGAUGGUUCCAUUCUAAGUUAAUGGUGUCAGAGUUCUUCUCGAUGUAUGAAUUGACAGAUCCGUCAUCGAUGUUCUCGUACGAUUUCUUAGCUAUUUCAGCUUGUUGACAUUUAAGUUUGGCCCAUUUUGACCUACACUCAAGAAAUUUCUUAAGCCUUUGGCGUGUAACAAAGUUGCUCCGUAACGCUCAAAAUGCAUAAAACAUGAGGAUAUUCGAGUUUUAUAAAUAUCUUCAGCCAUGUUUAUUUGCAUAACUGAGCGUAUUUCCACUUCGAAGCAUGUGCGUUGGUUGUGCGCGUGCGCAGUGCGAGUUUGGCUGAGUUGCGCAUGCGUAUUUGCUAUCAAAACAAUGGCGGUUCGCGCGAAAAUAUCAAACUUUGGAGGGAUUUUUCUCCCAAUUGUGCACGUGUUUCGCUUGGGGAGCAACGGAUUCUAAUAAAGUAAGUUUUUAUCUAUUUAUUCAUGUGAAAAUUACGUAGUUCCACGAGGGGUGCAACGGAAUCCGUUUUCUAAGCAUCUUUUGGAUGCUCAUCCCACGGCCUAUAUACAACGGCCAAUUGUACAAGAAAAACUGAUAAUUUACUCAUCCCUGCUGGUUGCUAUAAUCUAACAUAAUAUAAAAUAAUCCAACAGCUCCUAGUUAUUAAAUUUCAGUUUCAUUCGAACGGCAAAACGCAGUCAAACGGCAACACGCUGGAUAUGUUGAAUCGCGCGCGCAACUCGCGCGGACAUAUCAAGUCAGCGUGGGCAGAGCCAACAAGAGCCAGGCAUUAACCGGCCUGAGUUCUGCUAUUUAGGAAGAUAUUUUGAUUAUGAAAUGACUAAUAAUGAACACAAACUGGAACUAAUCUCCCUUCUAACAAAUCUAAUGAAAAAAUAGAUCUCAAUCCAUUACAUCCGAAGAACAAGAUUCUACUCUACAAUCGUUAUGUUUUAUCGAAACUCUCCUGGCAUCUUACUAUUACAUCUAUUUCAAAAACCUGGAUUUCGAAAAACCUGGAUUCUUUAUUUACGCAAUAUGUUCGCAAAUGGCUUGAGGUACCUAUUUCUGGAACGCUGAGUAACAUCUACCUAACCAGCAACAAAUUUGGUCUUAACAUCAUCCCCCCAUCAACUAAGUUUUUACAAUGCCAGGUAACAAUUCGGAAUGCUUUAAAAUCAUCUUCUAAUGAAUCAAUAAUCCACCUCUGGAAAUCAACAACUAAUCAUACUAAUAUUCAAUACGACCAAUACAGUUCGACGAAGGAAGUGAUUAAGUCAUUUCGUGAUGAUCAAGUAGAUAAAUUAACAAACCAACUAACAUACCAAGGCUCAUUCUUUACCAGUGUAUCAAGAUUUUCCCUAACCCAAGUAAAUACGAUCUGGCCAGCCUGUCAGUCCAAAUUACCUAAAAACAUUUUCAACUUUACCAUUCGGUAUAUAAACAAUUCGCUGCCAACCCGUAGGAACCUUCAAAGAUGGGGGCUAUACUCGUCUUCUGAAUGCUCGUUCUGCAUUAAUCCUGAAUCUCUAUUGCACGUCGUCGCUGGUUGCAGUUCCUACCUCGAUCGAUUUACUUGGAGACAUGACUCAAUUCUAAAUUUCAUUGCUAAUAACCUUCCAUCAGAACAUAUCCAGACCAUUUAUGCUGAUUUGUCGUCAUUCUCUAAUCCUUCUACAAUCACUGGUGAUGAUUAUCGGUCUGAUUUACUAAUUUUGACGAAAGACAAUUGUCUGUAUAUUCUGGAAUUAACCGUUGGAUAUGAGACUAACCUCAGAAAUAAUGUUAACAGGAAAUACUCCAAGUAUAAAGAUAUGAUUAUGGAACAAAAGAAAAAUUAUCAUGCGGUAAACUUCAUCAACCUUUCGAUUAGUGCACUUGGUGUGUUUGACAAAGAAUCUUCUGGUUUUAUAGACAUGUUAGAACAUUUUAAUUUAGAUAAAGCUCAUGUAAGAUACGUUAUUAAAAAGAUUAUUAAUAUUGCAAUAAGAUCAACCUACUACAUUUUUUGUUGUCGAAACAAGAACUGGGUGAAUCCGGACUUGAUGAAACUUUAA
This is a messenger RNA of Paramuricea clavata, 8079 nucleotides long. Lineage: Eukaryota; Metazoa; Cnidaria; Anthozoa; Malacalcyonacea; Plexauridae. The record is from the annotation of a GenBank genome assembly.